Molecule: messenger RNA, 843 nt
Organism: Didymodactylos carnosus
Lineage: Eukaryota; Metazoa; Rotifera; Eurotatoria; Philodinida; Philodinidae
Source: the annotation of a GenBank genome assembly
AUGGUCCUUACAAGAGCCGGUGAACAAGCCAUUUUCCAUCAACAUUUGCCUGAUUUUGCCCAUAUUGAUCUUGAACAAACUAAUUAUAUUACCUUCACAGCUAAAUUUACAUUUGUUUAUAAACCACGAGAAUUCAUGAUGGCUGAAGAAAUUUUAAAAGACUUGAUCGUCAAAAAUAUAAUAUCUGCAUCAAAAUUUACAGGUAAAUUUGAACAAGAUGUGGAGUUAUGGAUACGGGAUAUCAGCGCUUCUUUUGAUAUGGCAAAAUUCGAUCCAAGUCAGACAUUACAAGUUGUACCAGGUUUUCUUUGUGACAAUGCUUUAGAAUGGUACUUAAAUAAUCGUGCGGACCUUCACAUCACUGCUUAUUAUAAAGAUAUUAUAUGUCUCUGUAAAACUGCCGAUGAUAAAAUGACGGAUGGGUCUAAACUUGAUCAUCUACAACAAGGAUUAAAACCGUCAUUAAUAAAAGAAGUUUUGCGACAAAAACCAGCUACACCAAGUGAAUUUUUGAAACAUGCUCGUCAAGAAGAAGUACUCAAUCAAUUAGUCAUCACAAAUGGAAUUGAUUAUAACUCGCAAGCUACUAAUAACACCUUUUCAUCUUCGCUCGUUACCCCACAACAAUUGGAUAAACAGGUACAUUUCCAGGACUACCACGAUCAACCGCCAUAUUAUUACCCAUCAACAGCUAGUUUUUCGCAACCUCGAUAUUCGUCUUCUCGCUCACUAUCUGCUAAUCGAUUUUGUCCGUCAUAUAACAUACCUUAUUCGCCACCACGGGCUACCUUAGUUCGUUGUUAUAACUGUAAUAAAAUUGGACAUUAUGCUCGUGAUUGUUGA